Cryptotermes secundus is the source of this 1083-nucleotide messenger RNA. Its product is annotated as heterogeneous nuclear ribonucleoprotein 1. The transcript is spliced from 4 exons. Lineage: Eukaryota; Metazoa; Arthropoda; Insecta; Blattodea; Kalotermitidae. Bases 1 to 1083 code for a protein of 360 amino acids. The record is from RefSeq and is a predicted model, not a curated record.
AUGAACAAGAAACUACAGAUCCUGUUCUUCUGCCUCGCAGCUGUCAGUGUGGUGAAUGCCCGUCCAGGAUACUUUGGUCCCGGCUACCCCUACGCUGCGGGGGUUCCCCACGCCGCACCUCUGCCAGUCCACGACACCCCCGAGGUCGCUGCGGCUAAGGCCGCCCACUUCGCUGCCUACGGAGCCGCAGCUGCCGCUGCAGCAGCCGCGCCAGACACUGGAGCUUAUGGUGCUUAUGGCGGUUAUGGCGGACCCCAUGAUGACGGCCAAUAUAGGGGAGAGCUGUACGGUGAUAAUGGACAAUAUCGUGAAGGCCACUCCACUGGUGGGUAUGUCGGUCCUCUCGCUGGCGUGCCUGUCAUCGUGAACGGCGUCCCUGCUGACACUCCUGCGGUCGCUGCGGCUAGGGCAGCACACCUCGCUGCGCAUGCUCACGCCGGAGGGCAUUACUACGUUACAGUGAUCUUUAGACUGACGUUCUUCUGCCUCGUGGUUGUCAGUACGGUGUACGCCCGUCCCGGAUACUACGGCUACCCCUACGCUGCCGGAGUUCCCCACGCCGCACCCCUGCCCGUCCACGACACACCGGAAGUGGCCGCCGCUAAAUCCGCCCACUUUGCAGCUUACGGCGCCGCAGCCGCUGCGGCAGCUGCACCAGGCCAUGGUGGUUAUGGUGGCCAUUAUGGUGGAGUUUAUGGCGGUCAUGAUGAUGGGCAAUACCAUGAAGGACAAUAUGGUGGACAUUAUGAUGAUGGGCAGUAUAAUGGUGGACAUGAUGAUGGACAAUAUCAUGGCGGACAUUAUGAUGAUGGACAAUAUUACGGUGGACAUGAUGAGGGACAAUAUCACGGCGGACUUUAUGAUGAUGGACAGUACCAUGAAGGACUUUAUGGUGGCCAUUAUGAUGACGGACAAUAUCGUCAAGGUCCUUAUGGUGGCCAUUAUGCUGGUGGCUAUGCAGGACAUUAUGCUGGAGCCCCCGCUAUUGUGAAUGGGGUCCCUGCUGACACCCCCGAAGUUGCUGCGGCCAAGGCAGCCCACUUCGCUGCGCAUGCUCAAGCUGGAGGUCAUCAUUAUGGCUAA